Nylanderia fulva is the source of this 3484-nucleotide messenger RNA. Its product is annotated as tRNA (34-2'-O)-methyltransferase regulator WDR6. Lineage: Eukaryota; Metazoa; Arthropoda; Insecta; Hymenoptera; Formicidae. Gene Ontology annotation, biological process: tRNA methylation. The record is from RefSeq and is a predicted model, not a curated record. Gene Ontology annotation, cellular component: cytoplasm. Gene Ontology annotation, molecular function: protein binding.
CCAUAUCAGAGAGCCAUAACCAAACACCCACAUGCUCGCUUGUAAUGUCCGCGUGGGACAGCUUUCUCGUCGACGAUAAGAAAAAUUACGUCGCACGCCAGUGCGGACUCCGUCUGACGUUUCGAAUGACAGGAUCGCCUUUCAGUGCCGCAACAUAAUUCACCGAAUUAUCCACCUGGAAUUUAUGCCCCAUGUUAUCACGUCUGACGCGUGCCGCCACGCGUACAUAACCUUUUUAUCGAGAUCUCUCUCGAACGUCAUCUCAUGCAAUAAACUGACGAUGCGUGUUUUCUUAUCGCGAAAUAAUUUUUAAAUCACCGAAUGCGAGAGCAUGAUGAUUUCCAGACUGUCACGUACGAACGUCCUCGCUAUACGAUGCCUAGAGGAUCUCGUCCUCGUGGGUAUGGGACCUACACUUUGGGUCUUUGAGCACUCCAAGUUUUGUGAAAAUUAUGAAUUAAAAGAGAAAUUGGAUUGUCUAUACCCAAAUAAUAUACAUGGCAUUGUGGUGGGACCUAAUAAUAAAUUAGCUGUAUUUGGUGCUAAAUCUAUAUGUAUUUGCAACAUUGUUAAUCAAAGAGGAGAAAUAACAUUUGUAAAACAAAGCACUGAUCAAUUAAAUGACUGGAUAAUUGCUGUAGAAUGGAUAUCUAUUAAGGAACAAAUGCAAUUGGCAAUUUUAUUUGCCCAUAAUUAUUUAUGCAUAUACAAUAUACUUGACAAAUCUACUCAAGUUGUGCAUUGUACAGAAAAAUGCAUACUCUAUGGUGGAUCUAUAUCAGGAACUUGUCAAGAAAAUCUAGUCAUUUUCAGUGGAACAGUAUUUCAAGAAAUUUUAAUAUGGAAAAUAGAUAAUAAUUAUGAUAUUAAUGAAAGAAUGCCAGUUUUGCAUCGCUUAAUAGGACAUAAGGGUGUGAUUUUUUCUGUUAUUUAUGAUUCAUGUUCACGGCUUAUUUGUUCCACAUCUGAUGAUAGAAGCGUCAGGUUCUGGAGAAUGAUAAAAAAUGAGAAUCCUGAAAGCAAUAAUUUGAAUUGGAAGACAGCAAAAAUAAUCCCAGUAAAAACAAUGUUUGUUCAUUCAGCAAGAGUUUGGAAAGCUGUAAUCAGAGAUAAUAUUGUUGUGACAAUAGGAGAGGAUUCACUUAUAUGCACAUGGUCACUCUCGGGUAAUUUACUUAGUAAAGCUCAUCAUGGAUCACCUAUAUGGAGUAUUGAUAUAUCUAAAGACAAUAAAAAGAUAUUCACUGGUGGGGCUGAUGGAUCUGUAUACAUGUGGCAAACUGCACACCACAUUAAUCCAAAAAUAAUUUCUCUUUCUACUAAUGAUACUCAUAACAAUCCUAAAUGUAUAUCUUACUUAAGGAAUGGCACACUAUUGAUCUUUGAUGAAAAUGGAAUGCUAUUUUGUUAUGACAAAGAAAAAAUGUUACAUACAAAAUAUUCUCUAUGCUCAGAAAUACAUCGCAGCUAUUACAUCAUGCAAGUUUCUUCAGAUCGUUCUUUUGUUGCAUUUGCAUCUAGAGAAGGAUAUGUAAUAAUAUAUCAAGCGGAUUUUGUUACCGGAUAUGUACAUCGGAUUAUCGAAGAAAGAAUAAUGGAAUCACAAAUCUUUUCCUUACACUGGUUGGGAUAUACUAGCUUAAUAGCAUGUGGAGCAAAUGGUCUUUUGAAAAUGUUUACAAUUGAAGGUAGAAUUCAUAUAAAUACACAGUUUAUAUUACCCUCCAGUAGAGAACGUUGGCUAACUGCAGCUACAAUUUACAAACAGUUGUUAGUAUGUGGAGAUAGAGCUGGGAAUGUUUAUGUAUAUAAAUUGAAUGAACAGGCAAAUGGGAAUAUUGAAAAACCUGUUCAAAUAUUCAAUAGAGUUCACGGUAAAAUAGGAGUCCAGUCGUUUGCUAUUUGGGAAGAAAAGUUAAUGACAACUGGACGCGAUGGAAUAUUGAGAUUUUACGAACUGAGUAAAGACGACACAAAGCCCUUAUUAAUGUUGCAUAAGAAGAAGAUGCCAAUAGACUGGAUCAGUGGCAUGUUAAAGUCAGCAGAUGGACACUGUACUCCUUUUAUAUUAGGUUUUAAGGAGGUGGAAUUUAUAAUAUAUAAUUUGUCGACUGAAAGUAUAUUAAUUAGAGUUCCCUGCGGUGGUGGUCAUAGAUCGUGGGACUGUAUGAUAUUAGAUGAAACAACAAGUUUUAUUUAUAUACAAAACAAGCAGAUUUAUGUUUUUGAUUAUCCUUUAUCUUCGGCGUCUUCUCCUAUUUUACAGAAUGGUUUUCAUACAAAGGAGACAUAUUGCUUGCAACAUAUUUCAAAACUCGGUCUUUUUAAACAAGAUAUUUUCAUAUCUGGUGGGGAAGAUUGCACUCUUCGUGUUAGUUCUAUUUGUGAAUUGUUUAAAAAUAAUCCUCACAGUGUCUUCCAUAAUUUAGGAAACUUUGAUGGUCAUCUUUCGGGCAUAAAAUGCAUAAGCACUGUUAAAUUAAAAGAAACUGAUUUAAGUAGCAAAUAUUUAGUUUUUUCUGGUGGAGGAAGAGCACAACUGAAGAUUUGGGAAAUAAGACUCAAAGAUAAAGAUUGGAUAUCAUCAAACGAUUUAUCAUGUUCUGAUUUAAAAUCUCAUAUGCUCUAUGGACAAGAUCAAUAUCGUAGAAAAUCUUGGCAGGAAUCGAAGCAAUCGUAUAUUAUUGAACCAGAAACGCGUUAUAUGGAUAUUUGUACAUAUUAUUCUUCUAAGAAUGCUAAUCAUGUGUUAAUCUUUAUAGCUUGUGCAGAUGGAUACUUAAGAUUAUUCCUAUAUAAUAUCAAAACCAAUGACAUAUGUUUGAAAGUAUCUACCAAAUACAUAGACCGUUGUAUUUUGAAGAUGUACAUAUUAUUGCAUAAAUCCAAAGUGGUCAUAUUAACAAUGACUACAGAUGGAAUAUUACGUUUUUUCAAUUUUACCGAUACAAUUUCGAAAAUAUACAAAGAUGCAAAUAUCGAAAACCAAGAUAUUAUAGAUUUUAACGACAGUCCUUUCUCAGAAUUAAGCUUGCAUCAAUCAGGGAUUAAUUCUUUCGAUUUAAAGCACAUGGAUGAGGAUAGAUACCUCUUGGUCACUGGAGGCGAUGACAAUCUUCUCAAUCUCGUUUGCUUUCAACUUUGCAUAUCGGAAAAUAAUAUCUUGUCACUUUUAACAUUGUCUAAAUGGAAUACAGCAACUGCACAUUCCGCACAAAUCACAGGUCUGAAAUUUAAAGACGAUGAUCAAAUAUGCAGCGUGGGAAUAGACCAGCAAGUUAUCAUCCAUAGUUAUUCAUGGUCUCAUGGAGUCAUAUCUGCAAAUAUCUUAAAUCAAGUAUUUACAUCUGUCACAGAUGUGCAAGGCAUGGACUUGUGGCCUUCCAAUGACAGUGUCUUGUGCAUAUAUGGAAGAGGCUUUGAAGUACUAUCCAUCUAAAAAAAUAUAAGAAUUCUUAUUUGCAUAAAAUUUUUUAUGCAAAUA